AUGAACCAUUCCAAGCCACGCGCCGAGAAGGCAGAGGGAAAUAUCGGUAAUUCGUUUGCUUCUCUCGCAGGGGAGAAAGAGACCCUCCUGCCUGAGAGAUGCCUGGAUCUUAAGCGUGAAAUCAUCGGCGACAAGUCCAAUCAAGACGCUCUCACCGCAGCUUGGGCACGAUUGACUGCUCGUCUUGCCGAGCUGUCUGAUGAAAUUGAGGAGAAGCAGCAACGCACCAUCCCGGAGGCAACCUACCACGAGCUCGUCGAGAAUCCCUCAUUUGAGCUUGUCCAACGAAUCAGGCAGUGCGGAUCUGUAGUAAUUCGCAAGACUGUUUCCGAAGAACAGGCAUUGAAAUGGCUUGACGAUGUGCGAGAGUAUAUCAAAUUAAAUCCCCAAGUAAAAGGCUUCCCGGAGGAUGAUAAGCAGGUUUACGAGAUCUACUGGUCCAAAGCUCAACAGCAGGCGCGUUCGCACUCACAAAUGUUGAAAACCCAAGCAGCGCUCUUAUCCAUCUUUACCGCUGCGCCAGACUGCAAAGUCUCACUUACAAGCCCGCUUGUCUACUCGGAUCGUCUUCGGAUUAGGAACCCAGGCGACGCCAAAUUCGCUCUGGGUCCUCAUAUGGAUGGAAGUAGUAUUGAAAGAUGGGAAGAUCCUACUUAUCGACAAGUCUAUGAGAAAAUCCUCACCGGUAACUGGGAGGAGUUCGAUGCCUGGGAGAUGGAUAAGCGUGCCGAUGCAGUCCAUGACUUAUACCCCGGCCCCGGAAGUACGGGUUUGUUCCGUUCAUGGCAGGGUUGGACGUCUCUCUCUGAGACAGGUCCCACAGAUGGAACUCUACUUGUAUACCCUUUUAUCCGUGAACACACCUCAUAUCUGCUCAUGCGCCCUUUGUUCAGGCCCAAGAAGCCUAAGUCAGAAUUCCAAGAUCGAAAGGCCUACCUGUCACCCGACAAUUGGGAGCUUGACUUCGACACCACCAACUUCCCUGGUCCUUCUCACCAUCGCAACCAAGAACUAAACGACGAAACUCAUCCUCAUCUUGAGCUACCGCGAACCAUGGUGUGCAUGCCCAAAGUAUAUCCCGGAGAUUCAGUAUGGUGGCACAGCGAUGUAAUCCACGCAGUGAAUCUCGGCACAAUGAACAUGGAAUACAUCCGGGACCAGAAGGCGACGCUCCUCUCGGGACGGCCACCUCCAGACUUUCCCGGUGGGACUGGCGAGAGCGAGUUCAAGAGCCGAGGUACAGGGGAUGACCUUUUGACUGUGGAAGGAAAGGAAGGAAUUGGCCUUGUUCCUUUCAAACUCACGGAUACAAUGUCAGAGACCUAAAGAUUGACCAGACAGGCAGCCAAUGCUAUACUUGGCUUCUAGGUUAUCGAUCAGGCAGUAAUGGCUUCGCUAGGAGAAUAACCAAAAGCUGAAUAUUGGAGAAAACAGCUGCCAG
Messenger RNA from Fusarium oxysporum Fo47, 1441 nucleotides. RefSeq lists its product as uncharacterized. Lineage: Eukaryota; Fungi; Ascomycota; Sordariomycetes; Hypocreales; Nectriaceae. The record is from RefSeq and is a predicted model, not a curated record. Bases 1 to 1326 code for a protein of 441 amino acids. The transcript has 11 exons.